Messenger RNA from Synchiropus splendidus (mandarinfish), 1029 nucleotides. It is a transcript of the gene matn3a, whose product is annotated as matrilin 3a. The coding region runs from base 1 to 1029 and encodes 342 amino acids. The transcript has 5 exons. The record is from RefSeq and is a predicted model, not a curated record. Gene Ontology annotation, molecular function: calcium ion binding. Lineage: Eukaryota; Metazoa; Chordata; Actinopteri; Syngnathiformes; Callionymidae.
AUGGCUGUUGGACGAGCGUGGAGCCUCCUCUGCAGCAUUGCUCUGCUGGCGUCCGAUGCUUCGGCCACGUAUCGGGGGCUGAAUGGCGGAGACCCCCAAAUGAUGGCCGCCCAGAGCUACGCGCAGACCAGGAACAAUGGACGACCCCCGAUCAGGACGCUCAACCCUGCAAAGACAGACACUCAGUGCAGGAGCCGCCGCCUGGACCUGGUCUUCAUCAUCGACAGCUCUCGCAGCGUGCGCCCCAUCGAGUUCGAGAAGGUGAAGAUAUUCCUGGCCGACAUGGUGGACACGCUGGACGUGGGUGCGGAAGGCACCAGGGUGGCCGUGGUCAACUACGCCAGCACAGUCAAAACAGAGUUCUUUCUCAAAGAUCACUUCAACAAGCCCGAACUGAAAAAGGCCAUUUCGCGCAUCGAGCCACUGGCAGCUGGAACCAUGACGGGCCUCGCUAUCAAGACGGCGGUGAACGAAGCCUUCACUGAGCAGUCGGGAGCUCGGCCGCGCUCCAAGAACAUCUCCAAGGUGGCCAUCAUCGUGACGGACGGCAGACCUCAGGACCAGGUGGAGGAGAUCUCAGCUUCCGCUCGGGCGUCCGGGAUCGAGAUCUACGCCGUUGGGGUGGACCGGGCCGACAUGAAGUCUCUACAGCAGAUGGCCAGCAUCCCUCUGGAGGACCACGUCUUCUAUGUGGAGACUUACGGCGUCAUCGAGAAGCUGACCUCCAAGUUCCGGGAGACCUUGUGCGGUCUGGACCCCUGUGCCAUGGGAAAUGACUGCGAACACAUAUGCGUCAACAGCAACGCCUCCUUUUACUGCAAGUGCCGGAACGGUUAUAUCUUGAAUGCGGACAAGAAAACAUGUUCCCAGAAACAGGUGAAGGUGGAGGUGGUGGAGGAUCCCUGCAAGUGUGAAGCCAGACUGGCCUUCCAGAAGCAGACGCAGGCCGCCAUCCAGCAGCUCACCGCCAAAAUGGCUGAUGUGUCUGGGAGAAUAGAGCGUCUGGAGAACAUGCUGGGUCGAGUUUAG